AUGGACAGGGCGUUGCCGUCGACCACCGACGGUGUCGCCGCUAAUGGUAGCUCCGACGAGCGCCACAGGACGUCGCCGGCGAUGGCCACCGCUGGUGUCUUUGAAGAGUACCCCUUCUUCAGCGAUAUCGUGAUCCCUUUCGACCUGUUCCUGGGCGGACUCGGCGACGACGACUGCAACGUGGACGAUCAGGCGGCGUCUGGGCAGCAGAAGAAGAAGAGUCGGUCGUUGCCGGAGCCGGAGACGAUGGCAGAGCACAAAGGCGGACUCGAGGACCCCGGCGGCUGGAACGUGGACGACCAGGCGCGGCAGCAGAAACAGUUGUCUCCGGCGCAGCAGCACGGCGGCGAGGAGCGGCUGGUGAUGUACUACCGCGGCCGGGAGUUCGUCUUCGACUCCGUGCAGCCGCAGAAGAUUGAAAACAUCAUCCUGCAUCUGAAUGGGGAGGGGAUGAUUCCACAAAGCAUCAGGCCACAUCCCACUAACCUGGUAAGACCCAUCGCUGUUCCUGAGAACUUCGACAGGUUUGCUGCACUGACGCGGUACAGGGAGAAAAAGAGGAACAUCAAGUUCAUAACGAAGGCAGAUUACAGUGCCCGGCGGCAAGUCGCUCUGAGAAUGAAACGCAGCAAAGGGAAAUUUGCACCUACAGUCGGGACUUCUGAAGUAUCGCUGGGUUCCGGUGUACACAGAAAGGGGAUAACUUUCUGCACCAACUGUGGAGAAAGCAGUGAUGCCACACCUAUGAUGCGCCACGGUCCCAAUGGAACUAAAACAUUUUGCAAUGCUUGUGGAUUGAUGUGGGCGAACUCGAGAAAAAUAAGGAAGAUCAGAAACCAAACUUCUAAGGAGCAAGCUGAUCUAACAAUACAACAAGCAUUGGAUAUCGAAUCUAAACAAAGUGAUUAA
Oryza brachyantha (malo sina) is the source of this 909-nucleotide messenger RNA. RefSeq names its product GATA transcription factor 19-like. Lineage: Eukaryota; Viridiplantae; Streptophyta; Magnoliopsida; Poales; Poaceae. Gene Ontology annotation, biological process: regulation of DNA-templated transcription. The coding region runs from base 1 to 909 and encodes 302 amino acids. The record is from RefSeq and is a predicted model, not a curated record. Gene Ontology annotation, molecular function: protein binding; zinc ion binding; sequence-specific DNA binding. The transcript is spliced from 6 exons.